AUGAACCAGUCAUACGCUCAAUUACAAGAUUUACCUGAUGAACUUCUUAUAUUUAUUUUCAAACAAAUGCACAAUGUUGAAGUUCUUUAUUCUUUAUUUGGUGUCAAUGAACGGUUGAAUUCAAUUCUACUAGAUCCAAUUUUUACAAAUUGUUUGAAUUUCUUGAAAUGGUCUUCGAAGAACUUUCUCAAUAUAUAUUCCCUUGAUAUUAUAUUUGAUCGAUUCUGUUUACAAAUUUUACCUGCCGUUCAUGAGAAAAUCCAAUGGCUUGAUGUUGAAUCAUCUUCUAUGAAACGAAUUCUAUGUGCUGCUGAUUAUCCUAAUUUACAUGGACUCGGUCUAUUCAAUAUCGAAGAAGAAACAAUUAAAAGUCUUUUCAUUGAUAUAAAUCUUUCAUCUGGUCUUUUUCAAAAUCAAAUUACCAAACUCCUGAUUACAAUUGAUUCUGAUCAGUAUCAGAAACAUGAUUCAACAAUGGAAUACAUAUGCAAUCACAUUUUUAGUGUAUUUAAGAAGUUAACUCAUUUAAUAUUUUCGGAAUCAUCAUAUCAAAAUAUCGUUACGUUACCAUUUUAUCCACCGAUCAAUUUUUGUUCUCCAUCUCUUGUAUUAUUGAAUAUUAAGAUUGAUCUUUUUGUUACAUGUUUGUGUCUACUGGAUGGUCGUUUUAGUCAACUUCACACCCUCAUUGUUGAGUCAGCCAAUAUUUCAGCAUCGGGAAAAAUUGAAAAUCAACUUAUGAGAAUUAAAAAUGAAAUAAUUUUACCAUCGAAAGAAUAUAUUCAAAAACCGUUCAAAAACUUUCCACAUGCACAAAUAAUAUGUUAUAUGGAUCGUUUUCUAGACAGAGGGGAAUGCCAAUAUCACAUAUUUACAUAUCCGUCUCAAAUCUCAUAUUAUCAAUAUUUGUCAAAUCAAUUUCCGGGUGGAUAUUAUCCAUAUGUUCGCAUGGUAUCAUUAUUUGAUGAAUAUCCUUUUGAACAUGAAUUUUUUCUUCAAAUAACUCAAUCGUUUCCAUUUAUAGAAAAAUUAGUUUUAAUUAAUCGGGAACCACAGAAACACAAACAAUCUUCUAAAUCAGAGAAUGAUAAUUGUCACUUAUCAAUUGUUAAAUAUUCUCAUCUUAUUGAACUUAACAUUGAACGGGUUUAUGAUGAUUACGUUGAAGAAUUUCUCAGUGAAACAAAAACAUUUUUUCAAAAUAAUAUUCGUCUUCGUAUUGCUAGUAACGCUUUAUUAAGAGUAACAAAAAAUUUUACAAGGAAAGAUACUCGAAUGAAUUGUAUCAAAGUAGAAGAUUUAUUACCGUGGGGUGAAUUUAGAUCUUCGAAAUCUUUUCAAGAAUAUUUUCUUUCAAUAAAAGAAAGUGGCUAUAUUACUUCAUUUUUUAUAUAA
Molecule: messenger RNA, 1395 nt
Organism: Rotaria socialis
Lineage: Eukaryota; Metazoa; Rotifera; Eurotatoria; Philodinida; Philodinidae
Source: the annotation of a GenBank genome assembly